CAAGUUCUCAUUAUCUCUCAAUCUACAAUAAACUAUAAAUCCUCUCACAAACCCUCCACAAAAAUGGCUCUCUCCAAGCUUGUAAUGGCUACCCUUUUCCUCUCACUUCUCUUCCUUCAGUUCGCUCAUGCUGAUAAUUACUCCACUCAAUCAAUCGAUUGUGGAGACGCUCAGCUAUCCAGCAGGCCGAACCUAUGCCACAGGGCUUGUGGGACCUGUUGCCGCCGAUGCAGCUGCGUCCCUACCGGAACCGCCGGCAACUACAACGAGUGCCCUUGCUAUGCGACCUUGACCACUCAUGGCGGCCGUCGCAAGUGCCCUUAAUUGUAAUCUAUUAAUUCACGAUUGCCUUUAAACUCUCAAGUAAAAAAAGUUUGAACGU
Linum trigynum is the source of this 382-nucleotide messenger RNA. Lineage: Eukaryota; Viridiplantae; Streptophyta; Magnoliopsida; Malpighiales; Linaceae. The record is from the annotation of a GenBank genome assembly.